Colletotrichum navitas is the source of this 1519-nucleotide messenger RNA. Its product is annotated as cytochrome P450. Bases 47 to 1519 code for a protein of 490 amino acids. Gene Ontology annotation, molecular function: iron ion binding; oxidoreductase activity, acting on paired donors, with incorporation or reduction of molecular oxygen; monooxygenase activity. The transcript is spliced from 5 exons. NCBI's taxonomy places the organism in Eukaryota, Fungi, Ascomycota, Sordariomycetes, Glomerellales, Glomerellaceae. The record is from RefSeq and is a predicted model, not a curated record.
CUGUGGAUGAGAGCUUGACACUCUACCUUAAAACCUUGCGGCCCAAAUGUCUACCUUCAACACCACGCAGACAGUUGCGUUCAAGAUGGCGCUUUUGGUCAACCUAGGUGUGUCGCAUCGCAUACUCGGCAUGGCGGCUGGCAAGCGUAGGAACAGCCCCAUCUUCCAAGUCUUCUUGGUCCCUUUUGCGAAGCUCGCGGUAGUUAUCAGCGACUUCCGCGAGGCGCAGGACAUUCUCAUGCGCCGGAAAGAGUUCGACCGCUCCGACUGGACUAUCGACAACCUGAAUGGCGAAACCCCGCAAUUCCACAUCAACCUCAAGACGGGUCCUGAGUGGAAAGGCCGCCGGCGACUGCUGCAGAACCUGAUGACGUCGGCGUUCCUGAGCAGCGUCGCGGCGCCCAACAUCUACACCAGCGCGGCUAAUUUUGAGGACAUGUGGAAGACCAAGGCGCGCCUCGCGGGCGACCGAGCUUUCUCCGCCGACCAGGACUUUUACCAUGCCGCGCUCGACGCUGUCUUGGAUUUCAGAUUCGGUGACAGUCACCCUCACCGGGCACUGAAGCCGCAAGCCGAGUUGCUUACGGGGCAAGAGACACAAUCAGUCCCGGCUAUCUCGGCCACGGCGGAUCCCGUGGAAUUCCCUACAGCCCAACCCCACGAGCCAAUCAAGGCUAUCCUGGCUGCCGGCGACCUCAUACAAUAUAUUACAAGGUCCGGAUUGGUGAAACUCGCGUGGUGGUGGACGAAGCUUCAGCCCAGGGAGAAAAAGCUCAUGGACCAGCGAGCUCAGUUCGUCAAAGAGCAAACUUACCAUGCCAUUGAGAAACUACAGAAGGACACCGACGAGGAUAGCGAGUUCUGGGUCAUGUGCGCCGUCGAUCUCAUUAUUCACCGAGAGCGCAAAUUCGCUAAGAAGAAAGGUCGUGAACCGAUAUUUUGGUCUUCAGUCAUGAAGGACGAACUCCGCCAGGACCUGCGGGCCGCCCACGCCUCGGCCCUCGCCGAGAACCGCGCCCCCUCGCACAGCGAGGAGGUCCUGCGGCUCGCCCACACCGCCCCGGUCAUGGAUCGACAUCCUCGGUCACCACACAUCCCGGCGGGUACGAUCGUGCUCAUGCCCAACAUCGGCCCGAGCUACACCUCGCUGUCGUUCGAGAUCGACGAGGCGGUGCGGAGCGAGACGUCCAAGCAGGCGGCCAAGGAGCGGGGCAUCCGCUCAUGGCCCGCGGACGACAUCAACGUCUACCGGCCGGAGUGGUGGCUGUUCACGGACGAAGUGGCGGGCGGAGAGCGCUACGAAGCUACUUCGGGGCUGGCGAUCCCAUCCGGACUGGGAACCAGGGACUGCUUCGGACGCAAGCUGGCGAAUCUGGAGCUGACGCUGUUCGUGACCCUGAUUAUCUGGAACUUUGAGCUGCAGCCGUGCGCCAAGGAAACCUCAACCUACGAGCCCUUGGAGGGCAUCAAGUUCAGGCCAAAGCAUUGCUACGUCAGACUUGGUGAUGUGGCCAUUUGA